AUGUCCCCUCCGACCAAUAGAAAAUACCCGCCAAUUGCAGGCUACGAGCUGGGCAGUGUGAUUGCCGGGGGAGGCUUCUCAUGUGUGUUCCGUGCGACCAAUGCCGAGCUCCGGUCAUCAGCAGCAUGCAAAGUCGUUCUGAUUACCCCACAGACCACACCUCAGCAGAGGAAGGAGCUCGAAAAGGAGAUCAAGGUCCAUUCGAUACUGAAGCAUGCCAACGUCCUCGAGUUUAUGGCAGCGAGCGUCGUGGAGGAGAACGGAAAGACACGCUGGGUCCCGGGAUAUUACAUGUUAAUGGAACUGGCUGCGGGUGGAGAUCUUUUCGAUAAAAUUGCACCCGAAGUCGGCAUUGAUCAUGAUAUGGCUCAGCACUACUUCAAUCAGCUGAUAUCGGGCUUGUCAUUCAUCCAUGGUCAAGGCAUCUGUCACCGAGACUUGAAGCCUGAAAAUUUGUUACUAUCCGGGGCUGGUGUCUUGAAGGUCGCAGAUUUUGGGUUGUGCGCAGUCUGGCGGCACAAGGGGCAAGAACGCAAGCUCGCCGAACGAUGUGGCAGCUUGCCCUAUGUCGCUCCAGAGCUUAGCCUGCCAGAUCCAUAUCGCGCUGAGCCAGUGGAUGUCUGGGGUGCUGGUGUCGUCCUUUUCACUCUUCUGUUCGGCAGCACCCCGUGGGACGAGCCAACCACCCACAGUCCGGAAUUUGCUUCCUACGUCACUGGCGAGAUCCUCAGACAAGAUCCAUGGAACCGGAUAAACGGAGAUGCACUCGACCUGCUUCUCGGUAUCUUGACCAUCGAUCCAACGAAAAGGCUCAAUAUAACACAGAUUCGCGCACACCCAUGGUGCAAUCGAUCUAGUCAAGUUCCACAACUUGGCCCGACCGCUUUAGCUCAGCGCCUGACACGCGGAUUGCAAAUGAAUGGAGAUAUGGCACUGGCAGAGCCCGAAAUGCCGGCUGAGGAUGUUGACAUGGACGAGGAGGAUGAUGGAUUUGCUAUGGGUGGAGCGAAGAGUCAGUUCACACAGAGCUUAAUGCUCUUCUCCCAGACACAAUCCGGUAUGAAGUACACUCCGAAUCUUACUCGCUUCUACGCAUCCAUCUCGCCCUCUCAACUGCUCACUCUGAUAGCUCAAUUCCUCAUUUCUAUUGGCCAACAAGUUUCAGAAGAUGUCCAUGAAGACAAACGAACAUCAGGCGUCAGCAUCAUGGUUCGGGGAAAGGACACCCGAGGCCUUGUGAUGGCGGGGUGGGUCGAAGUGGAAGAGUUUAGUAGAGAGGGAACGAGAGGGAGCAGAUGCGUGUUCCGACGGGACAAAGGGAAUCCGCUCAGCUGGCGCCUGUUGUGGAAAACCGUCGUCAACAGUCCCACAGUGGAGCCCUUUGUACUGAAGCGGAGAUGA
Dacryopinax primogenitus is the source of this 1401-nucleotide messenger RNA. RefSeq names its product CAMK/CAMKL/CHK1 protein kinase. Gene Ontology annotation, molecular function: ATP binding; protein kinase activity. NCBI's taxonomy places the organism in Eukaryota, Fungi, Basidiomycota, Dacrymycetes, Dacrymycetales, Dacrymycetaceae. The transcript is spliced from 6 exons. The coding region runs from base 1 to 1401 and encodes 466 amino acids. Gene Ontology annotation, cellular component: site of double-strand break; nucleus; cytoplasm. The record is from RefSeq and is a predicted model, not a curated record. Gene Ontology annotation, biological process: mitotic G2 DNA damage checkpoint signaling; protein phosphorylation.